Rotaria sp. Silwood2 is the source of this 3954-nucleotide messenger RNA. NCBI's taxonomy places the organism in Eukaryota, Metazoa, Rotifera, Eurotatoria, Philodinida, Philodinidae. The record is from the annotation of a GenBank genome assembly.
AUGUAUCCUGUACUUUUGUCAAAAUCAAAUAAAUGUACAAAAGACAAAGACAAUAAUAAACGACAAGAAUUUUGGAACGGAACAUUAGUGGAUGAUUAUAAUUAUCUUAUGUCUGAAGAACUUAUUUGUCGUUGUAAAGGUUCUUUAAGUGAACCAUUUACAUCUCUCAAUGAUCUUUCUGUUCAUCAUGUAUCUUAUAAUGAAUUUGAAAAACAAUAUAGUGAAUUAUAUCAUUGGUGUGAAAAAAUUUAUGAAACAAUUACAAAAGUUUCAACAAAUGAUUUAACACGUUAUCUUCGACAAAGAUAUUAUGAAGAAUUAUAUGAACAAGGUCUUAUGCGUUUACGUAUGUUUGGUCAAUAUGCUGAUAAAUUAUAUGAACGUUUUUCUGAUUUAAAAUCAAAUAUUCAUGAUAAAAUGAUAAGAAUAAAUCGACAAUGGAAUUUACUUGAAUCAUGUUUUAUUGAUUAUUUAGAUGAAAAUUUUGAUCGUAUACUUCAAGAUUUACAUAAUGAAUUAAUUUUAUUUGAAGAAUGGCUUAGUAAAACAGAAGAACAAUUAUGGACAUUUGAAUCAAAUCGAAGUGAUGACAUUUCAUUAGAAGAUUUUCAAUUUAAGCUUCAUGAACAUACGAUAUUACAAGACGAAAUUAAAUCAAGAAAUAGUCGUGUUUCAUCGAUUAUUGAAAUUUGUGAACGUUUAAAAAAUGAUUAUGAACAACAAGUUGAACAAGUACCAUUUGAUUUAGCAAGUGAUCUAGAAAGUCGAUGGCAUCAAACAUGGAUUAAUUCUGUUGAAAUUCAAUGUAAACUUGAAGAACGUUUGAAAACUUUUCAAAAUACAACUUCACUUGUUUUAAUCGACGAAGACGAAGAAACUGAAGAAGCAGGAGACGAAGAAGAAGAAGAAGAAGAAGAUAUUAUUCCAUUUAAUUCAAGUGAAUACGAAAAAAUUCCUCUUACACCAUCGAACAGUAGUAUAGAUAGUUUAAAUUUUUCAACACAUAAUCGUAAACGUCCACGAUCUCCAUUAAUACAACAUAUUACCAAUAAUAUUCAAUCAAAACCAUUUUAUAUAAAAAGAAAAAUGGCAACAUCAAAACGACGUAUGUCAUUAAAUCUUUUACCAAUUAAUUCUCCAUCAACAUUUUAUUAUUCAUUAACAAAUAUAAAUGACAUUGAUGAUCAAACAAUAACAAAGAAACAUAAGAAAACAUCAUCAAAAUUAGACAUAGGAUAUGAAAGUGAAGAUGAAAAUAAUCAUUUAGAUAAAAAUCUUCAUUCAGUAUAUCAUAUAAGAAAAAGUCAAAGUGAUUAUUUAAUUCGACAACCAAUACCAAAUAAUAAUAUUUUUUUAUCUUUAACACAUUCAUUACCAUUAUUUGAACAUAAUAAUCAUUUUCCAACAUGGUGGAGACAUUCAAUAACAUCAGCAUAUGAUACAUGUUCAAAUCCCGAUAUUGAUUUUAGUAUUGAAGAAACAAAAAAACAACAAACAAAACCAUCUUUACUUAUGUAUAGUAAAAAAUAUACGAAAUUUAAACGUAUAAAAUCUUUUUCACAACAACAAACAUUAUCAUCAUUAAGUUCAAAUAUAAAACAAAAAAAAUUACCAUUAAAUCCAACAUCUAAUUCAUAUGAUGCAAGUGCUGAAUAUACAGAUCCUGAACAAUCAGAAAAUGAUGUUGAUAUUUUAUCAUCAGAUUUUAAUUCAACAUCACCUGUUCAUCAUUAUCAAAAUUCAGAAUCUCAAUUUUAUAAUAGAUAUACAACAACAACAACAGGAUAUUCAUCAGAUAUUGAAUUAGAAACAACAACAACACCAUCGGAAACGGAAGAUCAACAAAUACAACUUUAUGAUGAAAACGGAUUUAAUUCACUUCAUACAAUUAUAAACGAAAAAUUUGAAAGUUCUGAGCCUUGUUGGGACGGAUAUCAAAAUCCACUUUUUUAUCAUUUCAAUUCUCAAGAUAUGGAUUCAAUAGAAACAACACUUAAAUGGGAAGAUCAAUUUUUAGAAAUGGAUCAACCAAAUAAUUCAUCAUCAGAUGAUGAAAUUCAUUUAAAUGAAAACUUUAAAUAUAUUUUACGGAAUAACGGUGGUUCAUCAUCAUCAUUGACAGGAGGUGUUACGGGUGUCAUUGGAAAUAAACAAGUAUUAGAUUCAGAUUCGGAUUUAGAUGAUUUCAAUUACGUUUUAAACGAAACUGAACGACAAUUAUAUAAAGCACGACAAAGUUUAGACAAGAAAAAACGUCAACAACCAUUUGCAUUAAAUGAUCGUAAUCUACGAAAAUAUGAUGAAGUUUUAAGAACAUGUGAAACAAAUAUUCAAUGUUUACAACAAAUUUUAAAAAAUCUUCAUCGAUCAAAAAAUUCACGUCUUAAUAGUACAAAAGCUAUUGAACAAUUACAAACAUAUUUAUCUGAUUGGCAUGAUAUGCGACAACAAGUAAAUGAUGAUCGAAUACGUGCACGUCAAUUAUUAUAUAUAUCACAAGAAAUUAUAAAAUUGAAAAUACGUUUAGACGAAGAAUUAUCCCAUAUUGAUUCCAUUUAUAAUCGUCAACAUCUAUGGUUAGAUGAAAAUUCUUUAAUUGAAUUAAUGCGUCGAAUUAAUUAUGAAAUUGAAUCCGAACAAGAUUCUCGACAAAAAUUAGCUUCCUAUCGUACUGAUAUUCUUUUAGCUGAAGAACAUCUUAACGAAUAUCAAAUAUCACAUUUAAAUAGCCCAUCAUCAUCAAGUGUAGUUGAACAUUUACAUAGUUGCCGUCUAGUACUUGAACAACUUACUGAUAAAAUGGACACAUAUCAAACUCAAUUACGUACAUUAUUAACUAUUACUGAUAGUAUUCUACCCAUUGAAACACAGAUUGAACAAAAAUUGACAGCUUGUGAAUACAAUAACAAUUAUCAAAUUGAACUUCAAAAUAUUCAAAAAUUAAUUGAUAAAUAUGAAGAUAUAAUAUGUAAUAUAAAUUAUUCAAAACUAUCAACAAAUAAUUUACAUUUAAAAUUAAAAACACAUUGUGAACAUAAAUUAGAUUUAUAUAAAAAAAUGUUAAAUGAAUUUAAUCGAAAAACACAAUCAAAACAUGUUUCAUUUGAUGGUUCAAUUAAUUUAAAUAAUAAUAAUUCAUCAAUUUCACAAUUUUAUACCAAUGAUAUUAAUCAAAAUACACAAAGAAACAGAUCUCAACGAACAGAAACUUAUACAACAACAGCAACAUCAAAUGAUAUUAAUCAAAGUUUUCUUCAUGAUAAUACAUCAACGAAACAAAGUUCAACAUCAUCAUAUAUAUCUGAUGAUUGUAAAGUUUUAUAUAUUGAAACAGUUAUUGAAGUAGCUAAACCUGUUUUUUAUGAACGAACAAAUGAUACAUCAACAACAACAUCAACAAAUAAAGAAUAUCAUUAUCAUAAACAAAUUCCACAAUCAAUAAAUAAUAUUCAACAAUCAUCAAAAAUAAUAAAACAAAUUCAUGAAUCAUCUGAUGAUGAUGAUGAUGAUGUUGAAUUAAAUAAACCGGUGAAUUUAAUAAAAACAAAAAUACAACAACAAGUUGAUAGUGGAAUUGAAUAUGAUCAUAUAAGUUUACCACCAUCAACAUCAUCAUCAACAAUAUUUAAUCAACAAACAAUAGAUAAUAAUAAAAAAUUAUUAUCUCCAUCAAUAAAAACAAAUUCUAAUCUUAAUGAUUCAACACUUAUUCAACGUUCACAUAAAAUAAAAUCUAUAAAUAAAGAUAAUAGAAAAUUAAAUACUUUAAGAAAUUCAUAUUGGAAUCGUUUAAAACAACUGUGGUUACGUUCAUUAUUACUUGGACUUUUUUUAUUAUUUAUUUUAUUUUUGAUUUAUUUCAUUCGACUUGAUACAUGUUCAAGAUCAACUAUAAUUCGAACAGUUUCACAAAAAAUAAUAUCUAUUGAACAUCAAGGUUUACCAACAAUUUGA